CCCUUGGGCCCCCUCCUCGCUGGUCAUCCCCGGCAAUUUGCCCUAGUUGCUGGAGACGGAAGCCGAGCGGGAGCGCUGGCGGCCGCGGCGGCGCGAGAAUGGGGGACUCCAAAGUGAAAGUGGCCGUGCGGAUCCGGCCCAUGAACCGACGGGAAUUUGACCUGCAUACCAAAUGUGUGGUGGAUGUAGAUGCAAAUAAAGUUAUUCUUUACCCUGCAAAUACUAAUCUUUCCAAAGGAGAUGUCAGGGGCCAGCCAAAGGUAUUUGCUUAUGAUCAUUGCUUCUGGUCUAUGGAUGAAUCUGUCAAAGAAAAGUACGCAGGUCAGGAUGCUGUUUUUCAGUGCCUUGGAGAAAAUAUCCUUCAAAAUGCCUUUGAUGGCUACAAUGCAUGUAUCUUUGCCUAUGGACAAACUGGGUCUGGAAAAUCUUACACAAUGAUGGGUACUGCCGACCAACCUGGAUUAAUCCCAAGACUUUGCAGUGGUCUUUUUGAAAGAAGUCAGAAAGAGGAGAAUGAAGAGCAGAGUUUUAAAGUUGAAGUAUCCUACAUGGAAAUCUAUAAUGAGAAAGUUAGAGAUCUCUUGGAUCCCAAAGGAAGCCGUCAAACCUUGAAAGUCAGAGAACACAAUGUACUGGGUCCUUAUGUGGAUGGGCUUUCUAAACUGGCUGUCACAAGUUACAAGGAUAUUGAAUCCUUGAUGUCAGAAGGCAAUAAGUCCCGAACAGUUGCUGCAACCAACAUGAACGAGGAAAGCAGUCGAUCUCAUGCUGUCUUCAAAAUCAUUCUGACCCAUACUUUGUAUGAUAUGCAAUCUGGGACAUCAGGAGAGAAAGUGGGCAAACUAAGUCUAGUCGACUUAGCAGGCAGUGAAAGAGCCACAAAAACAGGAGCUGCAGGCGACAGGCUGAAAGAAGGAAGCAACAUUAACAAGUCCCUCACCACCCUUGGUCUGGUUAUCUCAGCCCUUGCAGAUCAGGGUGCUGGAAGAAACAAGAACAAAUUUGUUCCAUAUCGUGACUCUGUCCUCACCUGGCUCUUAAAAGAUAGUCUUGGGGGUAACAGCAAGACAGCCAUGGUGGCCACUGUCAGCCCUGCAGCUGAUAACUACGAUGAGACCCUGUCAACUCUGAGGUAUGCCGACAGAGCCAAAAACAUUGUGAACCAUGCAGUAGUGAAUGAAGACCCUAAUGCACGGAUCAUCCGGGAUCUCCGAGAGGAAGUAGAAAAGCUCCGAGAACAGCUAACCAAAGCAGAGGCCAUGAAAUCCCCAGAGCUAAAGGAUCGGCUAGAAGAAUCGGAGAAAUUGAUUCAAGAAAUGACUGUAACCUGGGAAGAGAAAUUAAGAAAAACAGAGGAGAUUGCUCAGGAACGACAGAAACAGCUGGAGAGUCUUGGAAUAUCUCUUCAGUCUUCAGGAAUCAAAGUUGGGGAUAAUAAAUGUUUUCUUGUCAACCUGAAUGCUGAUCCUGCCCUCAAUGAACUGCUGGUUUAUUAUUUAAAGGAACAUACUUUAAUAGGAUCAGCUAAUUCCCAAGAUAUUCAGCUCUGUGGAAUGGGAAUUCUGCCUGAACAUUGCAUUAUAGACAUCACUCCAGAGGGCCAAGUUGUUCUAACUCCUCAGAAAAACACCAGGACAUUUGUAAAUGGUUCUUCUGUUGCAAGUCCUAUACAGUUACAUCAUGGAGACCGAAUCCUAUGGGGAAACAACCACUUUUUCAGACUCAAUUUGCCUAAAAAGAAAAAGAAAAUUGAUAAAGAAGAAGAUGAGGACCAAGACAGUUCUGUGAAGAAUAGCAGCAGUGUGGAGCAGCUGGAUGUAGAUGGAGACACUUCAAGCGAAGUGUCCAGUGAAAUUAACUUCAAUUAUGAAUAUGCACAAAUGGAAGUGACCAUGAAAGCCCUGGGGAACAAUGAUCCAAUGCAGUCCAUCUUGUAUAGCUUGGAGCAGCAGCAUGAAGAAGAGAAGCGGUCAGCAUUGGAACGUCAGAGACUGAUGUAUGAACAUGAGCUCGAGCAGCUAAGAAGGAGGCUUUCUCCUGAGAAACAGCCCUAUCGUAGCAGCAUGGACAAGUUCCCCUUCCAUUCUCCUAGUGCUCAGCAACGCUUAAGACAAUGGGCAGAAGAAAGAGAAGCAACAUUGAACAACAGCUUGAUGAAACUGAGAGAGCAGAUUGUUAAAGCCAAUCUCUUAGUGAGAGAAGCUAGUUUCAUUGCAGAGGAACUGGAUAAAAGAACAGAAUAUAAAGUCACCUUACAGAUUCCAGCCUCCAGCCUUGAUGCUAACAGGAAGCGAGGCUCACUUCUCAGUGAACCUGCAAUCCAAGUGAGAAGGAAAGGCAAAGGCAAACAGAUAUGGUCCUUGGAAAAACUGGACAACAGAUUGUUGGACAUGAGGGACCUUUAUCAAGAGUGGAAGGAAUGUGAUGAAGAUAAUCCAGUAACAAGGUCUUACUUCAAGCGAGCUGAUCCAUUCUAUGAUGAGCAAGAGAACCAUAGUCUUAUUGGUGUGGCCAAUGUUUUCCUUAGCUCUCUUUUUUAUGAUGUGAAGUUACAAUAUGCUGUGCCAAUCAUCAACCAAAAAGGAGAGGUAGCAGGUCGGCUGCAUGUGGAAGUGGUGCAGAUCAGUGGUGCUAUUGGAGAGCGAAUUGCUGGCGGGGAUGACGGUAUGGAGUUUUCAUUUGAUAAGGACACACAAGACCACAAACUAGUGUGCAUGGUUAAAAUACUUCAAGCUACUGGUUUGCCACAACAUCUCUCCAAUUUUGUGUUCUGUAAAUACAGUUUCUGGGAUCAGCAAGAACCAGUUAUUGUUGCACCUGAAGUAGAUACCUCCUCUUCUCCUAUCAGCAAAGAGCCUCAGUGCAUGGUUGUUUUCGAUCACUGCAAUGAGUUUUCUGUCAACAUCUCUGAAGAUUUUAUUGAAUAUCUUUCUGAAGGGGCUUUGGCAAUUGAAGUAUAUGGCCAUAAGAUGACAGACCCUCGAAAAAACCCAGCUCUUUGGGAUUUGGGAAUUAUCCAAGCCAAAACACGGAGUCUUCGGGAUAGGUGGAGUGAAGUCACCAGAAAAGUAGAAUUUUGGGUUCAAAUUUUGGAACAGAAUGAAAAUGGUGAAUACUGUCCAGUGGAAGUGAUUCCUGCAAAGGAUGUGCAGACAGGAGGUAUUUUCCAGCUACGUCAGGGGCAGUCACGACGAAUUCAGGUUGAAGUGAAGUCUGUGCAGGAUUCUGGAACUUUACCACUAAUGGAGGAAUCCAUAAUGUCUGUUGGCGUAGGAUGUGUAAAAAUAAGACCUCUGCGAUCCCCAAAGACUCAUGAGAUUUUCCAUGAGGAAGAAGAUGACAUGGACAGCUAUCAGGACAGGGAUUUGGAGAGACUACGUCGAAAAUGGUUGAACACAUUAACCAAACGUCAAGAAUACUUGGAUCAACAAUUACAAAAGCUUGUCAGUAAGCCUGAUAAAACAGAAGAUGAUGCUGACAGGGAAGCUCAGCUUCUAGAAAUGAGGUUGACUUUAACUGAGGAAAGGAAUGCUGUCAUGGUCCCAUCUGCUGGCAGUGGUAUCCCUGGGGCUCCAGCGGAAUGGACCCCAGUGCUUGGCAUGGAAACUCAUAUUCCUGUUAUCUUUCUUGACUUGAGUGCUGAUGAUUUUAGCUCACAGGAUAAUCUUGAUGACCCAGAACCUGCAGGAUGGGAUGCUACUCUCACUGGUGAAGAAGAGGAAGAGUUUUUUGAACUACAGAUUGUAAAACAUCAUGAAGGAGAGGCAAGAGCAGAAGCCUCCUGGGACUCUGCUGUACAUAACUGUCCACAGCUUAGCAAAGGAGCCACAGCAGAUGAAAGAGUGUUUCUUAUUGUGAGGGUGACUGUCCAGCUCAGCCAUCCUGCUGAAAUGCAGCUGGUGCUCCGCAAACGCAUUUGUGUCAGUGUUCAUGGCCGCCAGGGUUUUGCUCAGAGUCUGCUAAAAAAGAUGUCUCAUCGAAGUUCCAUUCCUGGUUGUGGAGUCACCUUUGAAAUUGUCUCCAAUAUCCCAGAGGAUGCUCAGGGAGCAGAGGAACGAGAAGCAUUAGCAAGAAUGGCAGCUAAUGUUGAAAAUCCAGCCUCAGCAGAUUCAGAGGCCUAUAUUGAAAAAUAUUUGCGAAGUGUUUUGGCUGUUGAAAACCUCCUUACUUUGGAUCGUCUUCGUCAGGAAGUUGCUGUGAAGGAGCAGUUAACUGGAAAAGGAAAGCUGAAUAGGAGGAGUAUUAGCUCUCCAAAUGUGAACCGACUCUCUGGAAGCCGACAAGAUCUUAUUCCAACAUACAGUCUAGGUAGUAACAAGGGUCGGUGGGAAAGUCAACAGGAUAUUUCCCAAUCAGAACAUUCCAGAGGGAUGACUCCAGCUCGUCCAUCUCUUUCUGGUUGUCCCCAGGAUAACCAUUCCCCUGAACCAGGACUUGGUGGCUUAGCAGCCUCCUACUUGAAUCCAGUAAAAUCCUUUGUGCCACAGAUGCCAAAGCUGCUUAAGUCCCUCUUUCCUGUCCGAGAUGAGAAAAAGGGCAGACAGCCAUCUCCUCUUGCGCAUCAGCCCAUUCCCAGAAUUAUGGUACAACCUGUCAGCGUGGAUGUCAACAGGACCAAGACAAAACAGGUUACUCAAGAGGAUGAGGGGAAAGAACUGUCUGAAACUACUCUGCCAUCUCCUGCCGUAGGAAAGUAUUCUGAUAAAGUCAACAAAGUGCCUUCCCAGCAGCUCCAUCCUUCCAAUGUCCAGACCCAGGACACCCCAGAGGGUCCCCCCAGCCCCCUGAGUGAAGCCUCUAGUGGUUACUUCUCUCAUAGCGUCUCAACAGCGACACUCUCUGAGGCCCUUGGAAGUGGCAUGGACACCGGUGCUCACGCCAGCAGUCAGACCCCAAGCGGUCCCUCGAACCCCCUCUGCCAAGGAACACCCGAAGGGGAGGGCCCAUCAUCCCCCGUUACUUCAUCCUUGGAGAGUCCUCUUUUGUCUCAGAAAGAGCGUUUGGCUAAUGCAGCAGAAGCACAGACCCAGCCAAUGGAGAACGCCCCAGACGGCAGCUGUGGGGCCUUAGAGCCCAAGGGCUCAGCCCCUCCUCUCAGUCAGAAUGAGUCCCCGGAGGCUGCCUCUCUGGCCAUGGACACCAAGAGCUCUCUUUGCACCCCCACCCAGCAGCAGGAAGCACCCGGCCGGCUGCUGGCAGCAGAGUCUGGGUCUGUGGCCAAGACGCCUGCUCGGGCCAAGGACCAGCCCAAACCAGGCCCUAGCCUCGAGGGCACCAGACCCCCACCGCCCCCCAACUUACUCUCUCCAUCUUCUGCUGUGGCUUCCCCAUUUAAAAUCCAGAAGGUGAGAACAUCAGAGCUAAAGUCGUUCACACAGAUGCUGGGGGACUGUACCUCCGGGACCAGUGAAGACCAGGGGACCUCGGAAGGUCCCCACAACUCAGGAGGGACUGCCAGGGAGAAGGCAGAGGCGGCCUCUGACUCAGAAGAUGCUGACGAAGUCCCAGAAUGGUUAAAAGAGGGAGAGUAUGUCACUGUGGGCACUAAUAAAACUGGAAUUGUCCGGUAUGUUGGACCAACAGACUUUCAGGAGGGCACCUGGAUUGGAGUGGAGUUGGAUCUCCCUUCAGGUAAGAACGAUGGCUCCAUUGGGGGAAAGCAGUAUUUCAAAUGCAAUCCUGGCUACGGUCUCCUGGUGAAGCCUGGCCGGAUCAAGAAAGCGCAGGGCCCAGCCCGGAGACGCAGCGCCGGCCUGCGGCUUCAGGGUGUGACCUCCGAGCACCGCAAGAGUGGCAGCUUGUCAGGCUCGGCCUCCAACUUGGCUUCACUGACGGCCCUGGCCAAGGCCGAAGGGGGUUCUGCACUGCGCCCCGACAAGAACCAGAAGGCCACGGAAAACCGCAAGUCCUGGGCCAGUUAAACCAGCUCUGGCCAGCGGGGCCUGGGAGCGGCUCCUUUCCUUGGCCCACGCUAACGAGGAUUCUGGGAAAGCUUUUCACUCUCCCCCUUUCCAAGCCCUCUUUGAUCGCCCUCAUGGUCCUUCCUAGCUGUAAAGCUGCUGCGCGGUUAAAUGCCUGUCUGGGAGUCUGUAACAUCCCAGCCUUGGGGGCUGGAGCUACCUGUGAGGGCCAGGCCAGGAGCCUCAGAAGCAGGCCCGGGGCCUUCUCUGGCCUCCCUGGGACACGGGGCUUUUUGAUUUAUCCCCGGAUUUUUACUGGCCUCAGACGCUCUUUCCUGGAUCCAGCCAAAAGCUGGGAGGAGGGAAGAAGCCUUUCCUUCUAAGCAGCAGGGGGAGGCUCUGGGAGGCGACCUCCCCCUGGGCCUUUGCGUUAUGCUUUAUUUCUAAUUUCCUGAUGAUUCCACUAACCUCCUCUUUUCAAGUAUAAUUAAAACCGAGGCCUCCUUUCCCUGCCCCAAAGUAUGCCUUUUUCAUGCCAGCCUGAGAUCUCAAGGCUCCUGUUCGGUUUUCAUUCGGUCAUUGAGGCCUUUCUGGGACCAUUCCUUCCUUUCCCCACACCUGAAAAAAGGCUCAUUUGAGUGGGGGAUUUUUGUUUUCUUAAGCAGCCUCAAACUACAGGGCCUCACCUCCCCACCCUUUUCUCCCUUCCUUUCUUUUACAGGGUAUAUGCUAGAAAGAACAUCCUUGCCUUAAACUUGGAAGACUGUUUUAUUUCCCACUGGUGCCCUUAACAGAGUGUUUGGAUAGUAUUUAUUUGUAUUUAUUGUUUUUUAAUCCUAAAUAAUGUGCGAGCUACAAUCUUUCACUGCCUUCCAUAGACCUGGGUGCCUUUGCCUGAACACAGAGCCUGCUUGGGACCUCCAGGAGGUUCUCACAGCCGUGUCCAGAAGGGGCUGGCUGCUGGCCACAAUCUGACCGGAGUGGGUGGGGAGGGGAGGGUACUUUCGGCUAUCCUUACUUCUAUUUUCAGAUACACAAGUGGCCUUACCUAAAUGAAACGGACGCAAAAAUGAUUUCACAAAAUUCUGUAACUUCCAUGUUUUUGAUAGAGUCAUCAGGGAUGUGGGGAGAGAAGAGGGUAGGCUUUCUACUCCUGUUUUGUUAGUUUGUUUCUGGGACAGUCCAGAAGCUAGUGACUGAUACAAGCCCCAGACAUUGCAGGUGGGGGUGGGGGUGGGGUGCAGGGUUCCCUUUCGUUUCUAUCUGUAUGCACAUUUUUAGUAGGAAUCCUUAACUGGUGCUAAAUUUUGGGGAGGCUGUGGUCUUAUAUGGGGAAAGAGCCUUUAUUGAAAGUUAGCAUUUCUUCCAAGUCAUGAAUGUGGGCAACAGCAUCCUGAGGGCUUCACCUGACCCCUGGGACCCAGGCCACAGGCCACGCUGUCUCUCUCUCUUAAGUCUGCUGUAAGACCUUUGGGUCUGGGUCCCAGAGGCUGGAGACCUGGAGGAAUUCUGGGUACCAUCCUGGACUACUAAGAAUCUCUUUUCCUUAAAGACUCCUUCCCUGGUUAGCAUCAUCUUUUCCAUCCCUUAGCGAAGUGACCAGGAGCAGAGCAGCCCUCAGAGGAAGCUGGCAGUGAAAGGAAGGAGGGAAGGACAUUCUAGAGAGGAGGGAACUGGGGGCUUUUAUGUUAGAACUUCUGCCCAUAAAUGGGGUCAACAAGACAAGUUAAGCAGCUAGAGGAAAAGGAACAUGUUUUGGAUGCCUAGGAACUUCACAAGAUUCUAGGACACCCGAAGUGUAGCAUCUAAGUGGUUCUCUAACCUUUGCAGCUUCCCCAGAACCCAGCAUCGGACUGGAUGUUAAGUUCAUGCUUAAUAAAUGUCUGACAAGUUGAAUUAAAUAGCUGAUUCUAAAAUAGCAGGCCUUACAUUAUCUGCCCUUCCCCCUCUCCCCCACGAGCCUUGAAUGUGAGUGCUUAGGAAACAUUUAUUUAAUUUUGUUUGCACAUUGUUCCCUUGUGAUCAUGUGACUGAUCCUUAUGUUUGUAAGCCUCUGGGAAGCAUCUCAUUGGGAAAAGUCUUGGACUCCUAGGGAAUUCGAAGUUACCCCUGAACAGCAACAGUAAAAGUUGUCAGCAUCCCCGCAGGGCCAUUGGGGUGGUCUUAGUGGAUUCUGCAGGGAAAUCACGGGGGCCAAUGGAUAUGAAUCCACAGGGACCAUGGCCUUGGCAAUAGCUCUGGGGGCAUGUGGGACAAGUAGAGUCAAGACCUGGUUUUGAAUCCUGGCUCUGAGGACCCCUGCCAGCUGGCCUCGGGGGCGAUCCCUCUUAGGGCUUCCUCAUGUGUUUUUUGUGAAAUGGGAGCAUUGUGCUGGAUGAUCUCUACUGCCCAAUCCAUGACACUGGGGGUAGGGAGAGGUUCCCUUUCUUUGUCUCAAGCUCAUUGUCCGUAAAUUAAUGGGGUUGGGCGAGGGUAUCCUGAAGCCCCCUCCAGCUGCAGAUGCUAUGAUCUUUGCAAUGAAUGCCUCAUAGGACAAAGGGGAAGGAUGUUCUGCAAUGGAAUCUGGGGGAGUUGCCCCUCCUGGGACUUAGUUUUCAGGGGAGAGGGGAGAAAUUAUCAGGGGCACUCACAAUCCAGACAUUCGAUUGUUAAAUAGCUGGGUGAUGCCCUGUGAAGAAGCUUAAGAUUAAUUAACUCCCAUUAAUUAAAAUCCUAGUAAUUGCUUGCCACGCUGCCUUAAAUUAAACUUCUUUAAUAAUCAGCUGUUUUCCAAGUGAUUUGCCUUUUUCUACUCGUAAUCCCCCUUGUUAGGUACAGUUGGGCUGAGGAGGGUGUAAACAUUUGUAACAAAACGGUUUUAAACAUAAAAUUUUGGGCCAAAGUUGUCCACAUUACCCCUGGCUUUGUGGGCUCUCCCCCAAUAGGAACCCUGUUGUCCCCUGUGGCAGACAAGGUGGUGCAUGCCCAUCCUGAGUGCCCCUGGCCACCUUGGAUGCCAGGUUGUGCCCGCUUGGGUCUAGGAAGAACACAGACACCAACAGGCUGCCAGAGGCUUCUGAGCUCCAUUUGGGCAUCAUCCGGGGGUGAACAAAGGGUGCUCUGGGGUGUCCAACCUGAAGGGGACUGUAGAGAUGGGACCCUGCUUUCUCAUUUUACACCUGGGGAAACUGAGACCUGGAAAGGGCAGGCAAGCCUGUGUCAGGAGCAAGACUAGAACCCAAGCUUUCAGCCGCUUUUCCUGAUCAGCUCUCCUUACCUCCCUCAGGCCGGGGCCUCCCAGACACUUCACAGGGGACCCCUGCAAAGUUGCUAUCUGCCUUUAAAAGAGGCUGGUGGCGUUCUGGGGAGGGUGCAGGCAGAGGAGGGUCUCUACUGGUGCUGCCCACCCACCCACCCGGGGCUGUUUUCUUUCUCUUAGGCAUUAUCACUCUUGGAGACUAGCUUCUCUGUGCACCUGAGCAGGAGCUGAGGCCAUUCCCCUUCCCUGUGAGCCCAGCUUCCCCAGGCCUGAGGUCACUUGGGAAGUUGGUGCUCGGUCUCUCUUAGGUUUGAGAUGUGCUUGUUGGCUGUGUUAUAGCAAGGCUCUCAUUUUUAUUCUUGUCGCCAACUCAGAGUUUGGGGGGCCCCUGCCGGAUGUGUGUCAGUGGAUAUGGUGCUGUCAUUUCUGUGUCUGAUUUUCUGCUUAACCUUCCCAAAAAGUCAUUUUAAAAAUGUCUUUUUUGGGUCAAGAAUCUCGUCUUCUUUAUUCCUAUCAAUAAAAUUGACAGCACUUUUAAGUCCCUGCAGAAAGAUAGUUCUCCAUCGGAGUUGGGGAGCCCCAAGCCCACUCGGGCUGACGACUCUCAUACUCUAGGGCAGUGUUUACACCUGUUACUUUUGUUUUUGUUUGAUCGUCAUGUCUCGUCUCUGGCAGAAGCGGCCCUGAAGGACUAACCCAAGUCUUUGUGGUGGAAUUAUGGGUCUGAGCAGGUGUGUGGAGACACUUGGGCAGCAGCAAGUCCCGCCGAGACUUCUCCCCCACCUCCCCUCCUGCCCUUUGGCUUCAGAGUUGGUGUCAUUGACCCUUAGCAGGGUUAGGGAGCAGAGGGAAAGGUUUCUUUACUUUUGUGACAGCUCCAGCUUCUGUUUUUUCCCUUUUAAGUCUUGUUUCUGUGGUCUUCACUCUUAAUUGAGAAAUCCAUUAUUACCCUCUGGCCUUAAAUAUCCCCUUCCAUGUUUCUGGAAGACUUUCCAAGAUGCUCGGACUCUGCUGCCUCGAUAUUCAAACUUGUGCUUCCUGACUUUUGAUCCUAUGAACAGACUGCUCACCUGAACACAGGUUCAGACUAGUUAAUAUUCACUUAGGUUCUUGCUUUGUGGGUGGGAUUUUCAUGCACUUUACAUGGGAAUAGACCUCUCCUUCCUAGAAUUUCUGCAGGCAGUGCCCACGAUCUUGGUGUAAGGUGGAGUUUUCCAUCCUUGGCCAGAAUCCCAAGGACAAUUGCACAUUGCUUAGGAUAAAGCAUAUUUGUGUGAUGGGGCUGCUUUAUACUGACAGUCUCUCAGGAUGCAUCUUGGAAGUAAUUCUGUAAACUCCUGAUUUGCUAAUAUCAUCCCAGCAGUGAAGGUUAAAGUGGCAUUUCAUAUUCUACAAGGGAAUUGGAACGGGUGAGUCUGAGCUCUUUCUAGGAGAGAGUGGUUACAGCCACGCUGGUGGGUGUCCAUCUUGUACAGGCUUGGUCUUUUCAGUAAUCAGUGCCAUGUGAGCCAGAUGGACUCUGGAGACCUCAGCUUGCAGCAGUGUUGGGUUAUCCAGCCCCAGAUGCACCUCCCAGAGUGUGACUUCCCUACUGGCAGCCUAUUGAAUUCCUGAUAGAAUCCUUAAGUCCCAACACUUUGGCCCCCAGAGUUCUUGGGCUAACCCCAUGCUUUCAGAGUGCCUUCUCCCUGAAACUGUCUCCUUAGUCAAGGGAGAGAAAUUCCAAAUGAGCCCCAAGCACCUUUUAAGUGAUUUUUCCUUGAGGAAAGCAGCUUUAAAAAUAAGACACUACUUCAGUCCAUUUCAUCGGAUUCUAAAAAAAUUAUUUUUAAUGUUAAAUUUUUUUGUUUUGUUUUUUGUUUUACUCAAAAACAUCACAAACUCUAAUUGUGUCUGGGAGUGUCGCAAAGUUUUAUUGGGAGAAUGGGGCAGAGUACUUGGGAAUGGUCUGGAGCUCCUCUUUUUAGGGAAAAAGGUCUGUGGGAAUGAGCUCUGUGAGUGUGUGUACACGCACUCAUGGUUUUAGGCCAUGGGGUGUGGCCCCCUCUUUUUUUUUUUAAACAUUUCUUUUUUUUUUUUUAAUAGCCUUUUAUUUACAGGAUAUAUACAAGAAAUGUAAGGUUGGAAAUGUUCAAGGCCUUUCCCUCUGGUUUUUGCUGUUUUGGAUUGAGUUUACUUUUAACAGGCAAGGAAGGGGUAGGACAGAUGGCUUGGGACCUCUCAGAGAAGGAAAUGGGAAGGGAAUGUUUACAGCUAUAGAUCAUGAGGGAG
Sarcophilus harrisii (Tasmanian devil) is the source of this 11409-nucleotide messenger RNA. It is a transcript of the gene KIF13B, whose product is annotated as kinesin family member 13B. Gene Ontology annotation, cellular component: adherens junction. The coding region runs from base 99 to 5921 and encodes 1940 amino acids. The transcript is spliced from 40 exons. NCBI's taxonomy places the organism in Eukaryota, Metazoa, Chordata, Mammalia, Dasyuromorphia, Dasyuridae. The record is from RefSeq and is a predicted model, not a curated record. Gene Ontology annotation, biological process: regulation of protein localization; microtubule-based movement. Gene Ontology annotation, molecular function: microtubule motor activity; microtubule binding; cell adhesion molecule binding.